Molecule: messenger RNA, 513 nt
Organism: Caenorhabditis remanei
Lineage: Eukaryota; Metazoa; Nematoda; Chromadorea; Rhabditida; Rhabditidae
Exons: 3
Coding region: 1-513 (170 amino acids)
Biological process (GO): intracellular iron ion homeostasis; iron ion transport
Cellular component (GO): cytoplasm
Molecular function (GO): ferric iron binding; ferrous iron binding
Source: RefSeq, a predicted model, not a curated record
AUGUCGCUCGCUCGUCAAAACUACCACUCUGAGGUUGAGGCUGCCGUCAACAAGCAGAUCAACAUCGAACUCUAUGCUUCGUACGUCUAUCUUUCGAUGUCCUUCUACUUCGAUCGUGACGACGUUGCUCUCCCAAACAUUGCCAAGUUCUUCAAAGCCCAAUCGGAUGAAGAACGUGAGCAUGCCACUGAAUUGAUGCGUGUUCAAAAUCUCCGUGGAGGACGUGUCGUUCUUCAAGACAUCCAGAAGCCAGAAAAGGACGAAUGGGGAACCGCUUUGAAGGCUUUCGAGGCUGCUUUGGCUCUUGAGAAGUUCAACAACGAGUCUCUUCUGAAGUUGCACUCAACUGCUGACGGACACAAUGACGCUCAUCUUACCGACUUCAUCGAAGAGAAGUAUUUGGAUGAACAGGUCAAAUCGAUCAACGAGUUCGCUCGUAUCGUCGCCAAUUUGAAGAGAGUUGGACCAGGAGUUGGAGAGUACGUCUUCGAUAAGGAGCACUUCUCCGAUUAA